ACUCGGAUGAGCUCGGGAAGAGCCCCUUCCACUGGGGCCGGGAGCCCAGCGCUGAGCGCUCCCUUGUCACCGGAGGAUGACACCGAAGGGAGAAGCGAGCGGCAGGACGAGCUGAGCCCAGCCCGGAGCGGGGGGGCGGCUGGCGAGCCCGGCUCCCUCGGCCCUCAGGCAAGGCGGCAACGGAGGGGGGGAACCGCUCUGCGAAGGGGGAGCGCAGGCAGGCCAAGGGGUGGCCCUCAGCCUCCCAACGGGCAGGCAGAGACUCCUCUCACCGUUAACUUCCCCCAGAAAGGGGCGAAAAGGACAUUUCUCCAGAGAAGUAACGCAAAACCCACCUCCAGCGUAUUGUGGCAGCUAAGAAAGAGAGAGAAAAAUAAUCCCCGUGCCCAACAUGGCCGCCCACCCAGCACCAGCCAUGGGAAAAGGAGGAGGGGGAGAUCGGCUUCAGGGGCGUCAAGGUAGACAGAUGCUCGCGCAGCGAGGCGUGCUGGCUGCCCCAGGGAGUGCAGGGAAGAAGAAUGGUGUCGAUUUCCCAGUGUCUGAUUUUGAAGCAAAAUGCGGAGCAUGUGGUCCAGGAUAUGCAACUCCUCUGGAUGCCAUGAAAGGUCCGCGGGAGGAGAUUGUGUACGUGCCCUGUAUCUACAGAAAUACCGGGAUAGAGAAGCCUGACUACCUGGCCACUGUGGACGUUGACCCCGAAUCGCCGCACUAUUGCCAGGUGAUCCAUCGCCUGCCCAUGCCGAAUCUUAAGGAUGAGCUCCAUCAUUCAGGGUGGAAUGCCUGUAGCAGCUGCUUUGGGGAUGCCACAAAGAGAAGAAAUCGUUUGAUUCUACCAAGUCUGAUCUCUUCUCGAAUUUAUGUGGUGGAUGUGGGAACAGACUUGCGAGCUCCUAGAAUCCAUAAGAUCGUUGAGCCAGUGGAGUUAUUCUGGAAGGGGAACGUGGCUAAUCCUCACACCUCUCACUGUCUGGGCAGUGGUGACAUCUUAAUCAGCUGUUUGGGAGACCCGUCUGGCAAUGGAAAAGGUGGCUUUAUUUUGCUGGAUGGAGAGACCUUUGAAGUGAAAGGAAAUUGGGAGAAUGGGGAAAAGGUACCUCCCCUGGGUUACGACUUCUGGUACCAGCCACGCCACAAUGUCCUGAUGAGCACUGAGUGGGGAACCCCAAAAGCCUUGGCAGAUGGGUUUAACCCAGCUGACAUAGAGAGAGGGCAUUACGGCCGCCGCAUUAAUGUGUGGGACUGGAGCACUCACACCCACAUUCAGGCGGUUGACUUAGGGAAGGGCUCCAUACCUCUGGAGGUUCGGUUCCUCCACAAUCCCGAUGCUGCAGAAGGGUUUGUUGCAUGUGGGCUGAGCAGUGCAGUGCACCGGUUCUACAAGACAGAGAAAGGAGACUGGGCAGCAGAGAAGGUGAUUGAAGUACCCAGCAAGAAGGUGCAAGGAUGGCUUCUCCCUGACAUGCCUGGUCUUAUUACUGAUAUCCUCAUCUCACUGGACGACAGGUUCCUGUACUUCAGCAACUGGCUGCACGGGGACAUCCGCCAGUACGACAUCUCCGACACCCGCAAGCCCAAGCUGGUGGGGCAGGUGUUUCUGGGAGGCAGCAUCACAAGAGGUGGGCCUGUAACUGUAGUGGAAGACAAGGAGUUGCAGUGUCAGCCAGAGCCGUUUGUGAUCAAAGGGAAGAGGGUGCCCGGUGGACCUCAGAUGAUUCAGCUUAGUUUGGAUGGGAAGAGAUUGUAUGUCACCAACUCUCUCUACAGUGGAUGGGACAAGCAGUUCUACCCAGAUCUCAUCAAGGAAGGCUCUGUUAUGCUGCAAAUUGAUGUGGAUACUGAAAGAGGUGGACUGAAAGUGAAUAAAAACUUCCUAGUGGAUUUUGGGAAGGAACCUGAUGGGCCUGUCCUAGCUCAUGAGAUUCGUUACCCUGGUGGAGACUGUACCUCUGAUAUCUGGAUGUAAUUGCUCUCUGGAGCUGUUUGCCUUUUUUUUUUUUUCCUUUCUGUAAUUUUUUUUCUCUUUUUCCCUCUCCUCUCUAUCUUCUACUUCCCUUGUAUAGGUGAAUCGGGUCAGCUGGAACCUUGUCUGCUCUCUAAACUUGGACUUCCAUUAGGGUGAGCCACAGAAGCUCCACUUUCUUCUCAUUCUGAGGCAGCCAAGUAAAUCCCUCUGAAACAUGAUACACAUCUCAUUUUCUCUCCUCCUUCCCCUUGUGCAAGGUCCUGUGUAUUCACUGUUGACUGUUGGUUUCAAGGCCAAGGUCACCAGUCUUUUAAGGAGUGUUCGCCUUGUUUGGUGCUGCUUUGCCUUGCCGCUGUUGUUUGUUGGUGGAGAAACUGUUCCUAAAUAACUCCAUGAGGAGGAUACAGUCCAUGGGCUUGCCUCAGAGCAAGGGUGUCCUGCCCCUGCCAAGCUUCAUUUGCUCAUAAAGUGAUCAGUGCUUUACAGCAGACACAGCAUAAAAAUCAUGCGUAUCUAAUCUGAAGCCACAUGUUUCCGGAGCUGGGUUAUAUUUUAACAUUUGUGCACUGAAGUUAGAAAAAAUCAACAAUAAAGUUGUUCUUCAAGUCA
Molecule: messenger RNA, 2572 nt
Organism: Tyto alba (common barn owl)
Lineage: Eukaryota; Metazoa; Chordata; Aves; Strigiformes; Tytonidae
Product: methanethiol oxidase
Molecular function (GO): protein binding; selenium binding
Source: RefSeq, a predicted model, not a curated record